Messenger RNA from Aspergillus vadensis CBS 113365, 1440 nucleotides. RefSeq names its product replication factor C subunit 3. Gene Ontology annotation, molecular function: ATP binding; DNA binding; DNA clamp loader activity. The transcript has 3 exons. The record is from RefSeq and is a predicted model, not a curated record. Gene Ontology annotation, biological process: DNA repair; DNA-templated DNA replication. Gene Ontology annotation, cellular component: DNA replication factor C complex; Elg1 RFC-like complex; Ctf18 RFC-like complex. Bases 111 to 1304 code for a protein of 397 amino acids. Lineage: Eukaryota; Fungi; Ascomycota; Eurotiomycetes; Eurotiales; Aspergillaceae.
GUGAUUUCCAGAUAGCUACAAUUUCACCAGACUCCCCUAUCAUUUGCAGUAAUUUGAGCUGUGCAUUAUUAUUCAGGGACUGAGUGUAUCGCUGCCCUGAAAUACACACCAUGUCCGACUACGAAGAUUCAAUGGACGUGGACGUCCCAUCCAAGAACACUAUCCAAUUCAGCUCCGACAACACAAAUGGCAAGGCAAAGCGAGUAGCAGCUGAUUUGCCCGUUGAAGCUCAAGAUAACCUCCCCUGGGUAGAGAAAUACCGUCCCAACACCCUAGAAGAUGUAUCCGGCCACCAAGAUAUUCUCGCAACAAUCAACAAAUUCGUCGAAGCAAACCGCCUCCCCCACCUCCUCCUCUACGGCCCCCCCGGAACCGGCAAAACAUCCACCAUCCUAGCCCUCGCGCGCCGAAUCUACGGCGCAAAGAACAUGCGCCAAAUGGUCCUGGAACUAAACGCCAGUGACGACCGCGGCAUCGACGUCGUCCGCGAACAAAUCAAGACCUUCGCCAGCACAAAACAGAUCUUCUCCAUGGCACCUUCAUCCUCCACCUCCACCUCCAGCUCCUCCAAUCUCGCCUCCUACAAACUCAUCAUCCUCGACGAAGCCGACGCCAUGACGGCCACCGCGCAAAUGGCCCUCCGUCGCAUCAUGGAAAAAUACACCGCCAACACGCGCUUCUGCAUUAUCGCCAACUACACACACAAGCUCUCCCCGGCACUCUUGUCCCGAUGUACGCGGUUCCGCUUCAGUCCGUUGAAAGAGGCGGAUAUCCGUGUAUUAGUGGACCUUGUGAUUGAGAAGGAAGAGGUGAAUAUUCAGCCGGAGGCGGUGGACAGUCUUGUUCGUCUGAGUAAGGGUGAUAUGCGACGGGCGUUGAAUGUCCUGCAGGCUUGUUUUGCCAGUAGUAUACCGUUGCCGAUGAAGAAUGCGCCCAAGGAUCAGGGUCAGGAUCGGCCCGAGGCUGAGGUCAUUACGAAUGAGACGAUUUAUGAUUGUAUUGCGGCGCCUCAUCCGUCGGAUAUUGAGGAGAUUAUGACGACGUUGUUGGCUACGAGUGAUGUUACCUCCUGUUUGAGUACCAUUAAUACCCUCAAGGCCAAUAAGGGCUUGGCGUUGGCGGAUAUUCUCGCGGCGCUGGGCGAUCAGUUGCAGAGGUUGGAAGUGCCCGCGCAGACGAGGGUUACGUGGUUGGAAGGGUUGGCGGAGAUUGAGUGGCGGUUGGCUGGGGGUGGGUCGGAGACAAUGCAGACUGGUGGGUUGGUGGGUGUGGUGAGGAAUGGGUGUGAGUUGAUGGGGAAAUAGAUGUCUACGAAAGAAGCUUAUAAUGUCAUGAUAAGGUUAAUUAGUAUACCAGACAGACAGUCACUUGAAGCUGUCGGAUGGAUGUCUUCCUCUCUCAUCACUUCUGGAUUCAUUAUCUCAUGUUGUAAUGUGCACA